GUGCACGCCGUUGAUGAUUUGGUCAAACACCGAGAUCCACCAUUAAACAAAGUACAUUUUUUAAACGACAAAUAUAAGAUCUACAAUAUGUCAAAUCACGUGUUUUAUUGGCUCUAUACUAGAGAACAGACCAAAGGUCAACUUUUAAACAGAAGUGAUCCAAACAUGAUAAAAUCGACUAACUUCAAUGCCGAAAAUCCAACGAAAAUUCUUGUACACGAUUGGCUUGGAAGUUUUUUCCAGAAAGAAUGCUUUUGCACACAUAUAGCAAAAGCUUAUUUUAAGGUGGGACUGUACAACGUGAUUUGCGUGGAUUGGAUGCAGUUCUCUUUUGAUAUCUUGUAUGAAUCGGCAAAAAUCAAUUCUAAAUACAUCGGUUAUGAUAUAGCUAAUGUUUUGAAGAUUUUAACAAACAACAUGAGCGUAGGGUCUGAAAAUAUUCAUUUGAUUGGUCACGGUUUGGGAGCCCAUAUUGUUGGUUAUACUGGGAAAAAGUUAAGCGGUAAAAUAUCUCGAAUAACUGGAUUAGAUCCUGUUAGACCACAAUACGAAAAUAUUGGUCCAGAGUACAUGAUCGAUAAAAGUGACGCGAACUUCGUAGACAUCAUUCAUACAAACGGAAAUAGUCUCGGGUUGAUCAAGCCGCUAGGUCAUAUCGAUUUUUACCCAAACGGAGGAGUAGCACAACUGAAAUGCAAAAAAGUAGAUACAGCUUCCGGUGGUGCUUGCAGUCACGCCAAAGCUUUCGAGUAUUUUGCUCACUCCAUUUUGGUUAAAAACGAUUUCAAAGCACUAAAAUGUACUCAAUGGAGCGAGUACCAAGAAGACAAAUGUGGUGAAUUUGUUGAAAGUACAUACAUGGGUGAACACGUGGACAAAAAACAAAAUGGAAGUUAUUUUUUAUCGAUCUGAUUCAACUGGGUACUAUAUCAUAAUAAAUAAUUAUUACUCAGUGGACGCGUUGGAUCMGACACUUUKACCUGAACAAAUAUAAUAUAGAAGCAUUGCAAUUGAAAUACCGGUUGUAACGACAAUUGUAAACCGACAUACGUGAAUACGUAACCACUAACCGGUGUUGAGUGUUAAUAAACAGUGUGAUUACAUAUUA
Messenger RNA from Diuraphis noxia (Russian wheat aphid), 1108 nucleotides. Its product is annotated as pancreatic lipase-related protein 2-like. Gene Ontology annotation, biological process: lipid catabolic process. The record is from RefSeq and is a predicted model, not a curated record. NCBI's taxonomy places the organism in Eukaryota, Metazoa, Arthropoda, Insecta, Hemiptera, Aphididae. Gene Ontology annotation, molecular function: lipase activity; serine hydrolase activity.